Molecule: messenger RNA, 5799 nt
Organism: Misgurnus anguillicaudatus (oriental weatherfish)
Lineage: Eukaryota; Metazoa; Chordata; Actinopteri; Cypriniformes; Cobitidae
Source: RefSeq, a predicted model, not a curated record
ACACCGCGCGCAGUCAGUCAGCAGAAGGUGGAAGUGUCCGAUGCGCUGAUACAGAAGGUGGACUCUCGGGUUUUGCUGCAGCAGAUUCCGCCAAACACGACCUUAGCCUAUAAUCCAUUCACGAAAUUAAGUGAUUUUGAAUCCAAGAGUUGAAUAUAUAAUGUAAGGUUGUUUUAUUUUCCCAAGCUUUUUCGACGCACGCAAUGGACAUUACGGGCUGAAGAACCGGCAAACAUUAAGAUAUCGAUUGUUUGAUUGAUGCGUCUUUCUGCAAAGUGCCGGGUGGACGCCAGGAUCUGCUGACAACAGAUAAAGUUUCGUUAAAUAAAGUCAGAUUUAUCGUACAGGAUGGUGGAUGCAGCUGAAUGUUGUGUAAAGGUGAUGUGCCGAUUCAGGCCACUUAACGAAUCGGAAAUCAACAGAGGUGACAAAUACAUACCGAAAUUCAAAGGAGAGGACACCGUCGUUAUUUCGGGCAAGCCAUACAUCUUCGACCGAGUGCUUCCACCAAACACAACGCAAGAACAAGUAUAUGACACCUGUGCAAAACAAAUUGUUAAAGAUGUACUCGACGGCUAUAACGGUACGGUCUUUGCAUAUGGCCAAACUUCAUCAGGAAAAACUCACACUAUGGAGGGAAAGCUGCACAACUCCCAGCAGAUGGGCAUCAUCCCUCGUAUUGCCCAGGACAUCUUUGACCACAUCUACUCUAUGGAUGAAAACUUGGAGUUCCAUAUCAAGGUCUCUUAUUUUGAAAUCUAUAUGGACAAAAUCAGAGACUUACUUGAUGUUUCCAAAACUAACCUUGCUGUACAUGAGGAUAAGAACCGAGUGCCCUUUGUCAAGGGCUGCACAGAGCGCUUUGUGUCCAAUCCAGACGAUGUCAUGGAUGUGAUAGAUGAGGGAAAAGCCAAUCGUCAUGUGGCUGUCACAAAUAUGAAUGAACACAGCUCCCGCAGUCACAGUAUUUUCCUCAUUAAUAUAAAGCAGGAAAAUGUGGAGACAGAGAAGAAACUGAGUGGGAAGCUUUACCUAGUGGAUCUGGCAGGAAGUGAAAAGGUCAGUAAAACUGGAGCAGAAGGAUCGGUAUUGGAUGAGGCUAAAAAUAUCAAUAAGUCUCUUUCUGCUCUGGGGAACGUCAUCUCGGCUCUGGCUGAGGGAACUAAAACUCACGUACCAUACAGAGACAGUAAAAUGACCAGGAUCCUCCAGGACUCUUUGGGUGGGAACUGCAGAACAACCAUUGUCAUCUGCUGCUCUCCCUCAAUAUUUAAUGAGGCUGAGACCAAAUCCACUCUCAUGUUUGGCCAGAGAGCCAAAACAAUCAAAAACACUGUUUCUGUGAACAUGGAACUGACAGCAGAGGAAUGGAAAAAGAAAUAUGAAAAGGAGAAAGAGAAGACCAGGAAUCUAAAAGUCAUCAUCCAGCGGCUAGAAAAUGAGCUCAAACGAUGGAGAAAAGGUGAAGCUGUACCAGUAAAUGAGCAACUCAACAGCAAAGAAGCAAAGAAUUCUGAAUCCACACCAAUAAUUGACACUUCAGCCCCACCCCCUGAGCCUCUUUCUGAUUCAGAGAAAACCCAGUAUGAGGAAUUGAUCAAUGACCUGUAUCAGCAGCUAGAUGACAAGGAUGAUGAGAUCAACCAACACAGUCAGCUGGCAGAAAACAUCAAGCAGCAGAUGGUAGAUCAGGAUGAGCUGCUGGCCUCCUCACGCCGUGACUAUGAGAAGAUCCAGGAAGAGCUAAACCGCUUGCAGCGUGCGAAUGAUGCGGCUAAAGAGGAGGUGAAGGAGGUGCUUCAGGCCUUAGAGGAGCUAGCUGUAAACUAUGACCAGAAAAGCCAUGAAGUGGAGGAUAAAGCCAAGACAAACCAACAGCUCUCUGAGGAGCUUCUGCAGAAGAGUACAUGUCUGGCUGGUGUGGAGAGAGAUUUGGCUGCCCUGCAGGAAGUCAGUGGACAUCACAAAAAACGAUCAGCAGAGAUCCUUAGUUUAUUGCUCCGAGACCUCAAUGAGAUUGGCAGCGUUAUUGCUUUGAAUGACCACAAGAUGGCAGAGGUUAAUGGAGGAAUGGAGGAGGAGUUCACCAUGGCACGGCUCUUCCUCAGUAAAAUGAAGUCAGAGGUGAAGUCUUUGGUUAACCGUAGUAAACAACUGGAGAGCGCACAGUCCGACACACUGCGCAAAAUGCAGGUCAAUGAGAAGGAGCUUGCGUCCUGCCAGCUGCUGAUCUCUCAGCAUCAGGCGAAGAUCAAAUCUCUCACAGACUACAUGCAGAAUAUGGAGCAGAAGAAGAGACAGCUGGAGGAAAGCCAUGAUUCGGUUGUGGAGGAACUGGCUAAACUCCAAGCAAAGGAAUCGAUGCAUGAGGUGUCUGUUCUGGAUAAAGAGAAGGAACACAUGACUAGGAUGCAGGAUGCUGAGGAGAUGAAGAAAACGCUGGAACAGCAGAUGGAAAGCCACAGAGAGGCUCAUCAAAAGCAACUAUCUCGUCUUAGAGAUGAGCUUGAGGAGAAACAAAGGAGCUUGGAUGAGCUGAAAGAUGUGAAUCAGGCACUUCAGCUGGAACAGAAGCAGCUCAUCUGUGACUAUGAGAAGCUCAAGCAGGAGGAACAGAAGAAGGACAAGAGACUACAGAAGCUUAUUCUGUUGAAUGAGAAGAAAGAUCAAGCCAAGGAGGAUCUCAAGGGUCUAGAGGAGACUGUGACCAAAGAGCUUGAGACUCUCCUUAAUCUGCGCAAGCUGUUUAUCCAAGACAUCAACGAUCGCAUGGGGCGAAGUGUGGAAAUGGACACAGAUGAAUCAGGGGGGAGUCUGGCACAAAGGCAAAAGAUCAUAUUCCUGGAGAACAACCUGGAGCAGCUUACUAAAGUCCACAAGCAGCUGGUACGUGAUAAUGCAGACCUGAGGUGCGAGCUGCCUAAACUGGAGAAACGCCUGCGUGCAACGGCUGAGCGUGUGAAGAUUUUGGAGUCUGCUCUGAGAGAAGCCAAAGAAAGUGCCAUGAGAGACCGUAAGCGCUACCAGCAGGAGGUGGACCGCAUCAAAGACGUCAUCCAGGCCAAGAACCAGGCCAGGAGGAACCACAUCGCACAGAUUGCUAAGCCUAUUCGUGCUGGUCAUCAUCACCCUGUGGCUUCAGCCUCACCUGGUCACUCUAUCCGUGGAGGGGGCGUCCCGAGCCCACGGCGACAUCACCACCAGCACCAACAGCCUCAACAGCAUCAGCAGUACCAUCACAGGACCAAGUAAAAAAGAGCAUGGGACAAAACAUUACACGGUCCAAUCUCUACAGUAUUUGGACAUUCUUUCCCUUACAACCAUGUGUGGCAACAAGUAGGCGUCUUUUUCCACUGCAGUCCUUUCUAUUCAAAGAAGAAAAGAGAACUGUUGCCACAUUAAACUGAGACUUUUUAAGUUAACCUCCUGUCCUUACCAUGAGCCCCACACAGUUAUCCCGAUUCGGAUCCUUCACUUUAUUAAUCAGGCCUGGAUGAAGAUCUGAGUUUUGUGGACUCAUCACUGGAUAAAAAAGCAUAAAAAUGGGAUAUUGUCUCAGACAGAAGUAUUGCUAUGAAUUUUUUUCUCUGAGCUGCUGUAUUCAAAAAAGGUUUUAGUGUUGAUAUCACAUACUGACUACAGGAUUCAGUUCAGUUAUUACAUAAACCUCUAGUAGGAACAUUAGGGCCUUUUUGCGGUUCUUCUAUUGGCACCUAGUCUUUUGCCGUAGCCAAAAAGAACAUACAGUGACAAGAAUGUGUUUUAAUGAUUUAUACUAUUUUUAAUGAGUAAUAAUGUUGUCACUGAAUUUUCUUUUAGAUUUUAGUAUUUAUUUUUGUGUAUUAAGCUUUUGAUGUAUAUAUAUUUAUUUCCAAAUGUUUUACUCUCUUUUGUAUUUUUUAUUUAAAUGUAAGUUAAGCUUCUCACCAGGACAUUGUGUUUACAUGUUUUAUACAGAUAUGGGUGCUGAAAUUGUUUUUUACUGGAAUUUAUACUUUUGUCUGCUCUGAAUCAAACAUUAGUAGUAAAAUAUCAGUAGGCCUAGUAAUGCAUCAGUGAUAAAAUCAUGUUACAUAAGUAAACUCUCUGAAAUGGCAUGAGAUGCAAUCAUUUAAGCUUCACAUGCAGUAGGAAAAAGAUAGGCCUAUAGUAACCAAUGUUUCCAAGAUGUUUUACUGCUGAUUCUGUGUGAUGGAUUUAAUGGCAUAUGUCUUUAUGUACUUUUGUAUAAUUAUUUAUUAUUUGAGCAUUUUUUAUUUUGAUAUUGUAAUAUAUUGUAAAUUGUAAACAUUUCUCUAAACCUCAACAGGUAGAGAUAUCACAGACAUCAGGAAAACAUCCCAUAGUAAUUUACAAUCUUUUAAUAAUACAAAAAAUGGUUGUUAAAAACCUGUCUGGUAUUGUCACAGAUAAGCUACAGUACUGUAUGAGUGUUCAGUGUUAUUUCUUAUCAGUUCUAACAAUGUGACACGAGUACAUGAAAAUGUUACUGUGGUAAAAAAAUAUACUGUAAAGAUUGGCUAAAUACAUUAUAAGCGCUUUAUAUUACAAACUGUCUUGCGAUGUCCUAAAUACAUCCAAUGGCAAUUGCUAGGAUUAAUUUACUCACCACCAUGUCAUCCAAAAUGUUGAUGUCUUUCUUUGUUCAGUCGAGAAGAAAUUAUGUUUUUUGAGGAAAACAUUCCAGGAUUUUUCUCAUUUUAAUGGACUUUAAUGGACCCCAAUACUUAACAGUUUUAAUGCAGUUUAACAUUGCAGUUUCAAAGGACUCUAAACGAUUCAAAACGAGGCAUAAGGGUCUUAUCUAGAGAAACGAUUGUCAUUUUUGGCAAGAAAAAUAAAAAAUAUGCACCCACAACUUCUCUUCUUCCUCCGGCCUUUGACCUCUUGAUGUGAUGACGUAUUAUGUGAGGUCGCGCUGGCGCGUCACAGGACCGUAGAUAGACGAGAAUUUGUGGUUUAAAAGUGCAUAUUUUUUAUUUUUCUUGCCAAAAAUGACAAUCGUUUCGCUAGAUAAGACCCUUAUGCCUAGGUGGGAUUGUUUAGAGUCGAAACUUUAAUUUUAAACUGCAUUAAAAUGUGAUGGGGUCCAUUAAAGUCCAUUAAAAUGAGAAAAAUCCUGGAAUGUUUUCCUCAAAAAAACAACAACAACAUAAUUUCUUCUCUACUGUACAAAAGAAAGACAUUAACAUUUUGGAUGACAUGGUGGUGAGUAAAUUAUCUGGAUUUUUUUUUUGGACUAAUGGACUAAUCCUUUAAUAAGCACACAUAUCAACUGACAAAAAACACACAUAGACAGAAAAUCAAUCUUAAACCUCCCAUUUAAACUUCAACAGUAAUAAACUUUCCAAAUCACUUUAUUACUCAUUUAUUUAUUCUCUUUGUAAGAUCUUCUAGUGUAAAGUGCACAUGCUAGUAACCUUGUGUCUGAUACAGUCUCUUUGUUCUUUGUGCAACUCUAUGGCUGAGUUAUUGUACUACACACAUAGACCUCUGUCUUGUGUUCAUCCUCAGGUUGUUGCUCAUCAGUGUUUCAGAUUUGUGCUUUACAAUUUACCUCAGACAGUGUGCAAGAAAGAUCUACAAAUGAGAUAUUAAAGAAUAUGAAAUGAAAGUUAUUUAGAUGGUUUGUACGUAAGGGAAGUGCCAAUUAAGGUUUAACAUUUAAAAAGAGUAUUUGCAACACUUACUCCAGGAUAUUUUGUGAAAUGACACAUUGUGGAUAACAGGGUUUCAGCCGCACACUCAUUUAUCAGAUGUUCAUGUGAAAGGAAAUAAAAGUUUACAUGGUGUAUACUG